Messenger RNA from Xenia sp. Carnegie-2017, 1165 nucleotides. RefSeq lists its product as uncharacterized. Gene Ontology annotation, biological process: phosphatidylethanolamine biosynthetic process; CDP-choline pathway. The transcript is spliced from 8 exons. The coding region runs from base 1 to 1005 and encodes 334 amino acids. NCBI's taxonomy places the organism in Eukaryota, Metazoa, Cnidaria, Anthozoa, Malacalcyonacea, Xeniidae. The record is from RefSeq and is a predicted model, not a curated record. Gene Ontology annotation, molecular function: choline kinase activity; ethanolamine kinase activity. Gene Ontology annotation, cellular component: cytoplasm.
AUGUCUGGGAAGGACCUUGCAUCUGUGAUUUUGAAAUGUUUAAACGAAGAGUUGGUUUUGAACAUUCAGGACUGUCGUGGGCAGGGGUAUGAUGGUGCAGAAGCUGUUGCUGAAUGCAUUAAUGGUCUUGCUGCAAGGAUUAAGAAUUUGAAUGAGAAAGCCAUAUACACACAUUUUACUCAGUUACUUCAGUCUUUUAGUAAUGAUAUUGCUGACGGUUUGAACUUGAUUGAGGCAUUAAAAAAAUUGUCGAGAACUGUAAGAAAUGAAGUCGAUGUUUAUCAUGCUAACUGGUACAGUAUUGCAUUGACGAUGGCAGAAAAGGUGGGUGUUGAAGAGAAAAAACCUAGAACUUGUGGUCGUCAGGCAAUUAGAAGUAAUGUUCCGUCUGAAUCUGUAUCUGAUUACUUUAAGAAAACAAUAACCAUUCCUUUAGCUGAUCACUUGUGUUCUGAGUUAGAAAAACGGCACGUGAUUGAAAAGAGUCAAUCACCAGUUUUUAUCUGCCAUAAUGACGUACAACCAGGAAACUUGUUGAUGAAGGCAAAGGAAGAUCUCGAUGAGGCGAAAAUUCGUGUGACUGAUUUCGAAUAUUCUUGUUAUAACUACAGAGGAUACGAUAUUGGUAAUCAUUUCAGUGAAUGGAUAUUUGAUUAUGAUCAUCCACAUUAUCCCUUUUUUACUGGAGAAGUCACAAAAUAUCCUUCUUAUGAUCAAGAGGUAUUUUUUGUCCGUGCGUAUUUACAAGCUUACAAUGAAACGACUGAUGUCACGUUAGACGAGAUUGAAAAAGUUAUCGACGAAGCUGAUAGAUUGUCUCUUCUUUCUCAUUUCUUUUGGGCGAUGUUUUCAAUUCUUCAGAGUUAUAAAUCCUCGAUCAAUUUUGGUUAUCUCGAAUACGCCCUUUUUCGAAUGGAAUGCUUAAAUCAUUUCAGGCAUUUUUCCGAGGAGAAACCUGGAGACAAGUUGCCUCAUGAUAAUGGUAAAAUCCAUUGUGAUGUUUAGGGUGAAGUUCAUUUUUUGGUGAUUAGAAAGAACAUCAUUCAGAUGUAGCAUGUAUGUAAAUUAUCUCCACCAACACAAUUGCUUGUUUGCGUCUUCAUUCAAAGUCUUCUUGAAUAACGGGGUUUCUUUUGAAUUUCUAAUUACUAACAGUAAUGGGCUU